Cyclocybe aegerita is the source of this 726-nucleotide messenger RNA. Lineage: Eukaryota; Fungi; Basidiomycota; Agaricomycetes; Agaricales; Hemipholiotaceae. The record is from the annotation of a GenBank genome assembly.
AUGAAGUCUUCUGCGCUUCGGACGCCGGCAACUUUUUUCUUUGUGUCGAAACCUCGAGAGUUCCGCGACUGCAACAAAAUGGACCCCACAAUCAAAGGCCUUGCACAAUCAGACGUUCAAUACGACGGCUCCUCUCUUCGUAUCGCCAUUGUAUAUGCAAGAUGGAACAACACCGUAAUAGACGCUCUGGUAGCUGGUGCAGUAGCAAAGCUGAAAGAGCGGGGUGUGAAGGAAAGUAACAUUGUUAUCGAAACGGUGCCCGGAAGCUUCGAGCUACCACUGGCAUGCUCUAGAAUGAUAGCGGGUUCUCAUGUCCAGGCAAGCUCGACCGUCCCCGAUCUCUUGGGAGGGUUGAGCUUCAGUGGCAGUCUAUCUCCUCCCAAAGCCCCCUCUCGCACAGGCACACCAGCUCCAGGAGCUGCCCUCAAUCUGCCUAAACAGCCUUUCGAUGCCGUCAUCGCGAUUGGCGUGCUGAUCAAGGGCGCUACUAUGCACUUCGAAUACAUUUGCGACAGUGUCUCACAAGCGUUGAUGAAGAUCCAACUAGACACAGGCGUACCAGUUAUCUUCGGGGUGUUGACGGCGCUCACAGAGGAUCAAGCGUUGGAAAGAGCAGGGUUGGGCCGAGGUGCCAGUAAAGGCCAUAACCACGGCGAAGAUUGGGGGUUGGCCGCUGUGGAGAUGGGCUCCCAUGUCCGUCGUUGGGCUGAAGGGAAAUUCGUCUAA